CGGCGAGGCCGGGUGUUUCCGGGCACGAUGUCGUCCGCCUUCUCCGUCACCUCCUUCCCCGACAGCAUUCCCGCCGUCAUCACGCAGAUAGACUGGACGGAGCCCUGGCUCCUCGGCCUGGUCGUCUUCCACGCGCUCUGCCUGCUGCUCACCUGUGUGUCCUCCCGGCGAUACGAACUGCAGGUCGGGCACUUCCUGUGCCUCGUCACCCUGGUCUAUUGUGCUGAGUACAUCAAUGAAGUGGCCGCCAUGAACUGGAGGUCAUUUUCGAAAUACCAGUAUUUCGAUUCGAGGGGGAUGUUCAUUUCCCUGGUGUUUUCGGCGCCGUUGCUCCUCAACGCCAUGAUCAUUGUGAUCAUGUGGGUCCGGAAGACGCUGACUGUGAUGGCCGACCUCAAGGCCCUGCAGCAGAAGGUGAAGGAGAGGAGGAAGAGGAGGAAGGGGAGUAGUGGCGCAGCGGCCGCAGCGUUCCUGGAGCUGUCCCGUCGCCGUCUUGAGAACUAAGUGCUGGCGUGGCAGGCCCGUCCCAGCAGCCACCGUCGUUUGUAAAGAUGGUUUUCGUCGCGACACUGUUUUGUCUGCAGCUAAUUAUGCUCAGGUUGUCUUUGCCGGUCGGUUAUGUGACCUGGGCUCCUGCAGGAUUACGAUGUGUGAUAAUAAUCCCCACAAGUCAUAGUGUCCAGGGUGUUACCUCGGUCGCAGCGACAGGUGGGCCACGAGGCUCCGGCACGAAGCCCAUGUGGAGGACGGAGCUGGGCCUUUCUGGAGCCGGCUCUCGGAGGAGUCACGUAGCCAGCUGGGAGCUGGUCCAGCCGCAGCGCGAGUUGAAAGUCCCUGUCGCUACAGUGCAAUGCUGGUGGGACGAAGGCACCGGCGUUGGUGGGCCAGGGGUUCUCCUUCACAGGCCGCUGUCCGGCUUUCUCCACCAGCAGAGAGUAGCGAGGCCACGGCCACAGCUGAGGCCCCGGGGUCUUCAGGGCCUUGGAAAUCAGCACAGUGGCCCUGCACAGACCGGACACUCGGGUCCUCACCAGCCCCUGGUAUGAAGCUAAGUGUCUACACGUCUCAGCCCCUCUCCACACGCUCCGGGGGGAUAAGGCCCCCGCGGUCCCGUCAGCCGCUGAGCGCCUGGGUGAUUGACAGCAGGUGCCCCUUCAGAACAGUGUCACUCACGUCACAAACUAGCGGAUUUGAAAUAAAAAACCAACACAGCAGCUGCCCACGCUGUAGAACACACUCUCCCAUGUGUUCAAAACAAACACCCGUGGGCUGUGUCCUGGACUGGAGCCUCCAGUUAAACUGAACAGAUAGCACUGAGCUAAGCAGUUCCCAGCGUGUCUGUGAAGGGUAUUAACUCCAUGUAAAACGGUCAGACUGAUUCACACGCCUGGGCACCGUCACGUGUCACCGCUUUCCCGGGUCCCCUGCUUCGCUCCCAGCGCGGUGUGGCCCCAGGCGUGUGACGCUGAGUGGUCACUGGCGGGGUGGGCGUCCUCCAUCAGCCCCCAGAUGACCUGACCCAAAUGACAGCAGUGCCAAGGCAGAAACAGGGACCUUGAACGGGACCCUGGAAGCGAGGUCCUGGCAGGACGCUACGUCUCAGCAUCCUGGACCCUUCCCGCGAGGCCGGGCCCUGGGAACACCAGCUCUGCCCUGGGAUGAAGCAGAACAGGGCUCCUUGCUGCUCCUUUACGGUUUGAUUCCCGGUCAGGGCACAGGCCUGGGUCUCGGGCUCAAUCCCU
Myotis brandtii (Brandt's bat) is the source of this 1742-nucleotide messenger RNA. It is a transcript of the gene TMEM18, whose product is annotated as transmembrane protein 18. Gene Ontology annotation, cellular component: nuclear membrane. Lineage: Eukaryota; Metazoa; Chordata; Mammalia; Chiroptera; Vespertilionidae. The transcript is spliced from 5 exons. The record is from RefSeq and is a predicted model, not a curated record. Bases 28 to 504 code for a protein of 158 amino acids.